GAUUUAAGACGCUUUUUAAGACCUCUGACCCCUGAGAGACUCAGUGAGGGAUGAAGAGAGCAUGACACACACACACUAAUAAAGCCUGCAGUGUGUGUUCACAGACUUCCAAAUGAAAGCUUAGUUUGGGAUCUUGUUAAUGAGAUGACAGUGACCUCUUAACAGAUUUGUCUCCUGUGGAUCUGUAGAGCAGCCUCAGAAGAAGAAAACCCCGCCCCUUUCCAGGCCAUGCCCCGCCCAGCACACACAGAGGCCACGCCCCACUCCCUCAGCCACACCCAAGACGCCCAGAGCACAGAAACCCCACGUGCCCCCUAAGCCUGUGCACCUGCUGCCGCGGGGUCCCGUCCCGAGAGCCAGAGUCCCGUCUGCAGGGCUUCCACAGCUCCAGGUUUCAGAUUCUGGGUCUUCGGUGGAGGAAGCGCCUCCAUUGGGGAGCCGGCAUGGAUUCUCCAGCCACUCGAGAGCCGGACGCCAGCGGUCAGCCUCAGCUCAUGCAGUCCCCAGCGGCGGCUGAGGACGGACUUACAUUUAAAGCAUGUGAAAUCUCAGAGCUUUUGAGACUGUCCAGCUUAGACUCCUUCCAGACGGACUCUGCCAAUCACGUGGAGAUUACAGAUGAACUUCACAAAGAGCAUCAAAGACAUUCCAGUAGCGGUGUGGAGAAUGACCACAGUGAAGGGAGCGGCAAACAUGGAGACGGUGAGCAGGAGCGGCCGCAGGGUCCCGAGGGGACGGAGGCAAACGGAAAGAUCCCCAAUCGGGACAGCGGCAUUGACAGUCCCUCCUGCGGGGCAGAGGGCGAGGGCUUCCCGAACGAGGACCCCAUCGAGGAGGAGGACAGGAACGACAGCAUCGCCACAGAGACGGAGUCAUGUGUCACUGCCGGCAACAAACGGGACUCGACGCAGGACGAAGACAGCGACCUGGACGAGGGGAGCUGUGAAGAUCCUGAGGGUCUGCCGUCUGAGUCGCAGAAGCUGUUGAACAUUGCGAAAGAGUUGCUUCAGACAGAAGAAGCGUAUGUCAAAAGGCUCAACCUGCUGGACCAGGUGUUCUGUGCCCGUCUGACGGAGGCCAGCAUCCCUGCUGAGGUCAUCACAGGAAUCUUCUCCAACAUCUCCAGCAUCUAUCUCUUCCACCAACAGUUCCUGCUGCCUGAACUACAGACACGCAUCACACAGGAGUGGAGCUGUAAUCCACGCAUAGGGGACAUCCUGCAGAAGCUGGCCCCGUUCCUGAAGAUGUACGGCGAGUAUGUGAAGAACUUCGACCGAGCCAUGGAGCUGGUGAGCACCUGGACGCAGCGCUCCGCUCAGUUCAAGAGCGUGGUCCAGAGCAUCCAGAAGCAGGAGGUGUGUGGGAACCUGACGCUGCAGCAUCACAUGCUGGAGCCGGUGCAGCGGAUCCCGCGCUAUGAGCUCUUACUGAAGGACUAUCUGAAGAAGCUGCCGGCCGGAGCCGCGGACCACAGAGACGCACAGAAUGCUCUGGAGCUGAUCUCCACCGCAGCGAACCACUCCAACGCUGCCAUCAGGAAAAUGGAGAAGAUGCACAAGCUGUUGGAGGUGUAUGAGAAGUUGGGUGGAGAGGAGGACAUCGUUAAUCCAGCUAAUGAGUUCAUUAAAGAAGGCCACAUUAAGAAGAUGUCGGCUAAGAACGGCACGGCGCAGGACCGAUACCUCUAUCUGUUCAAUAACAUGGUGCUGUAUUGUGUGCCCAAGCUGAGGCUGAUGGGACAGAAGUUCAGCGUCCGCGAGCGAAUCGACAUCGCAGGGAUGGAGGUUCAGGAAAACGUCAAGCAGAACGUCCCUCACACUUUCACCAUCAUCGGCAAACAGCGCUCGCUCGAGCUGCAGGCCAGGACGGCUGAGGAGAAGGACGACUGGAUAAAAGUGAUCCUGGCCACGAUUGAGAAGCACAAGCAGAACAGCGAGACGUUCAAAGCUUUCAACAUCUCCUUCAGCCGUGAAGAUGAGCACACGCCUGACACGCCGGGCCCGUGGAUCAGCACGAGCACAUGUGAGGCAGACGGAGCUCAGCAUGAGAGGAAGAGCUCAAAGAAACGAGAGAAGGAGAAAGAAACAUGCAGAGGCUGCAGCGAGGCCUUCCACUUCACCAAACGCAAGCACCACUGCAAGAUCUGCGGCGCGGCCGUCUGUGGGAAGUGUUCGAAGGUGUCGGAGAGCAGGAACAGCCGCAUGUGUAAACCGUGUUUUGAAGUCCUGCAGGGAGCUGAAGGGACAGCAGGGGGCGGCAUUGAGCCCAAGAGAAAACUCGAGAAGCAGCUGUCAGUUGCUCAGUCUUCUCAGCGAACAGGAAAAGUUGAGGAGUUGGACCAAGAGCUGGGCGGCCAUCACUGAAGCACAGCCUCUGCUGCUUUACCAGCAAACCAGCACACAGGUCUCUCUGGCUGACAUUAGUGACAUGAGAAGAAGAAAGAGUCAGACGUGUUCAGACUGAUUCAAGAAUCUGAAUGGAGCUCCUGUCACAUGCUGUAAAGGGAGGAGCUAACAAGAUGUCAGUCACAGCAAGAGCCAAUAGGAUGCUCUCCCUCUCCCCCUUUAUAAAGAACUCCUGUUACUUGAAAUCACUUUAUCCUCAGCACUUUUUUAUUCUUUCUUUUGAAGAUCUUUUUUUUUGCAUUCCUUCACACGAUCAUUGCUCUUUCAGCAGCACUCACACACUCGCACCGUCACGCCUUCAUUUGAGUGUGAGAGUGACUGUUUGUCAAUGCACUGUUCACGUCUGCUGGUGUUGCACUGGAUCUAUAUAAUGUCACGAUGAAUGUUUUUUUUUUCCUUUCAGAUGUGUUAAUAGUUAAAGCAUUAAGUGGCUGUUCUUGUGAUGCACUGUCAGUUCACACUUUCAUGCUCCCCUUUGUUUUUUCAUUCUGAUUUUAAAAGAUGAAGUGAAAUGAAGCAGAGGACAAAGCACGUAAAGCACAUGUCAUAUUUCACUCAAAAUCAAAAGAAAGAAAUUAAAUUUUGCAUAAAAGAAGCUUAUUUUAUUUUCCGUAUCUCUUCCAUUAUUUUCAUGGUAAUUAAGCACAUUUCGUAUCAAAUUCUCAUAAAUUCCCAUUACCGUCAUGCAUAAGAAAAAUAAUAAUAUAUUUCAGUUUUCUAGUUUUCAUACACCAUGGUUGAAUUAGUUGUAUUGCCUUUAUGGUGUUGAUUUAAAAAAAAGUAAAUUUUUACAGUUUAAUUUUUUCAAUACAGUAAUGAAAAUGUAGUAAAAAUCAGCACUGAGAAUGAGGAAAACUUGAGCGUCAGCACACAUUACAGGAAUGACAAUGAGACGUUUUUAACAUCACAGUGAAUAUGCAUGUCAGAAUGUCAAAAAAAUCGUAAUGGUCCUAAAAUGGAUUUAUUUUUCACAAUGCUAUUUUUUUCUUUGGUUUUUUGGAGUAAACCUGGUGGCGUUUUCAUAACAUUCACCCACAAUUUCACCAGACUGGUCUCACGGUGCAUUCAUAAACUCUUCUGAAGUCUUUGCCAAGCAUCAACAUCCAUGGUCUGCUGUUUCUCAAACUGUGUUGUACCAAUGAGAGAUCAUUUUCACCUUCUUCAAGAGGAUACUCAGCUUUAUUGUUUUAGGGCAGAUUCCUGUGGCAGGCCACUAAAUAUUAUACCCUCCUAUAGAACAUUUUCAGACUUUUCAGGUAAAGGUUUGGAUGAGAAAAGCAGGUUCAGGAACAGAAGGAAACUCAGUCCUCUAUCUCUCUUUUGUAUGAAGCAGUAUUGUGACUGCAGCAGAAGUACUGUACGCCUGCACACUCAGAGUCCAGUCUGUGUGCCUGGAGGUCGAUCAUGGUCAGUAUGUAAUGAAUGAUGUGUAAACAUUGCAUUUGCUUCACUUUUAAUAUUGUUUGAACCCUUGUAACAGAACCAGUAUUAUUAAAAGCAUUUUAUGUGUACAAAAGCUGUCUUAUAGCAUAUCAAUGAAUAAAAGAGUAUCUGGUCA
Molecule: messenger RNA, 3963 nt
Organism: Cyprinus carpio (common carp)
Lineage: Eukaryota; Metazoa; Chordata; Actinopteri; Cypriniformes; Cyprinidae
Product: FYVE, RhoGEF and PH domain-containing protein 3-like
Exons: 19
Coding region: 444-2363 (639 amino acids)
Biological process (GO): cytoskeleton organization; filopodium assembly
Cellular component (GO): cytoplasm
Molecular function (GO): guanyl-nucleotide exchange factor activity; metal ion binding
Source: RefSeq, a predicted model, not a curated record